Helobdella robusta is the source of this 1308-nucleotide messenger RNA. RefSeq lists its product as hypothetical. Gene Ontology annotation, biological process: peptidyl-hypusine biosynthetic process. The coding region runs from base 83 to 1222 and encodes 379 amino acids. Gene Ontology annotation, cellular component: cytoplasm. NCBI's taxonomy places the organism in Eukaryota, Metazoa, Annelida, Clitellata, Rhynchobdellida, Glossiphoniidae. The record is from RefSeq and is a predicted model, not a curated record. The transcript is spliced from 9 exons. Gene Ontology annotation, molecular function: deoxyhypusine synthase activity.
GAUUUUUUGUUCGUUAUUUAAGGAUUGUUACACAGGUUGGCUGUUUUUGUUGGUUCUUAUUUAUAUCGUUAGAGAAAGCGGGAUGUCUGAUAGCGUCAACGAAAUCAACAAAAACAACCUCAAACACCAUUCUGAUUAUCCACCUGAAUCAGUGCUCAACGCAUUAUUUGUCAAAAGUGCUGACCUCCCUGUGUCAAAACCUGUGGAAGUUUGCGGUUAUGAUUUCAACGAGGGCCUGAAUUAUUCUAAACUUUUUUCUAGUUUUGCCACCACCGGGUUUCAGGCCACUAAUUUUGCUUUGGGUGUGAAUGAAAUAAAUAAAAUGCUAGACAAAAAAAUGGAGCCAAUCCCCAUAGAUGAGCAAUGUGAAAUUAAUUUGGAUCCCUGUGGUCGAGCGCCAACUUCAUGCACUAUAUUUCUUGGAUACACAUCGAAUAUGAUAUCCAGUGGUAUUAGGGAAACAAUUAGAUUCCUAACUCAACAUAAUUUAGUUGAUUGUAUUGUGACAACAGCGGGUGGGGUGGAAGAAGAUAUCAUAAAAUGUUUUUCUCCCACUUAUGUAGGUGACUUCCAUUUUAAAGGUUCCAUGCUCAGAGACAUGGGCAUCAACCGGAUUGGUAAUCUUUUAGCACCAAAUGACAACUACUGCAAAUUUCAAGAUUGGAUUAUGCCCAUUUUAGAUCAAAUGCUUAUUGAACAGAAGACAGAAAACUUCAAGUGGACCCCUUCUAAAAUUAUAUCGCGUCUCGGUAAGGAAAUAAACGAUAAAUCAUCUGUAUGCUACUGGUGCUAUAAGAACAAUAUUCCAGUUUACAGUCCUGCAUUGACUGAUGGCUCGCUGGGUGACAUGCUUUACAUGCAUUCCUAUCGAAACCCCGGCCUUGCAAUUGAUAUCAUAGAAGACCUCUGUAUGCUGAACACUCGUGCUGUUCGUGCUCGAUCUACCGGUGUCAUAAUUUUGGGAGGAGGUCUCAUCAAGCACCACAUCUGCAAUGCCAACAUGAUGAGAAAUGGUGCAGAUUUCUGUUUAUAUGUGAACACGGCCCAGGAGUUUGAUGGAUCAGAUGCUGGAGCAUCGCCUGAUGAAGCCAUCUCUUGGGGGAAAAUUAAAAAAAUUGCCCAACCUGUCAAAAUACACGCAGAAGCAAGCCUCGUAUUUCCGUUAUUGGUGGCUGAAACAUUUGCUAAGAGAAUUGAUAAGAUGAGAUCCACUGAAGUUUAAUUUAUCUUUACCAACUCAUAAUUUUUUGUAAUAAUAUUUUUUUUUUCAAUAAUUCUCGUUUUAUCAAAAAUAAUUUCUCUACCGUG